AGUACAUCUUCUGUCAACCUUGAUCCGGAACCCAUUUUCAAGCUAUGUAAUCUAUUAUGACGUGUAAAGAAAAGCCAUCGAAAAGUAUUUUAAAAGCUGAUCACGAGAAAGCAACUACACUUGGAACAUACAAUAUUUAUACAAAACGUGCCAGUUUCAAAGAUGAUGUAAUUUUACAACAAUUUAUCCAAGACAAAUGUGAACCAACUACACCUUGUGUCAUUGAAGCUAAACUACCUAUCGCUCCUGAUGUAACCGAAGAAGAAUUAACACCUGAAGAAAUAUCAAGACGUAAAGAAUUCAAACAAAAACGUCGUUUGGUAGACUUAGAAGGUGCUGAUGGAUUAAGUUUGAAAGCUGUUCUAGCACAUCGUGUCUCUUUACCCGGUGUGGAAGGUGACGAUGAGGUAGAAAUGGAAGCUGAGAAAAAUGUAGAAGAAGAAGAAGACCAUGACGAAAUGAAAGCUACUGAUCAACAAUUUGAUCAGACAACUAAGCAAAAUCCCAGUGGAUCUAUCCAUGCAACGAAUAUUGAUGAUUCACUUUCAUUACUGUCCAAAUCAUGCAAACACCAAUCCGAUGUUGAAUGGAAUUUCUCUAAUAUGGAACAUGAAACAAUUAUCGAUAAAUUAUCGAAUAGAAAAUCUGAUCAAUCGAAUAGUUGUUGUGAAACAACAAGUAUUUCAUAUUCAGUUCCUAAUAUUGUGAACAAAUUGUCAACUUCAACGAUUCAAACAGUAGAAGAACAAACACCACCACCACCACCAAUAAUGACAACGAUAAAAAUCAAUAAGGAUAACAGAAAAUAACUUGCUAUUCUUCUAUUAUACCACUUAUCCUCAAAUGAUUAUUGUAGGUCAUUAUCCAUAUUACAUCACAUCAAUAUUUUUCACAUUGUGUGUCUCUGUUAUUCUCAACAUAAUCUUGACAUGUAAAGUAUGUUAAAAUUUUACUGUUUACAUUAUUUUUUGUUUCUGGAUUUUAGUCGUUUAAUCAAGUAUGUUGAGUCGAGAUGGUUUCCACUCUCUCUCUCUCUCUCACUCGCUAUCUCAUUGUUUCCCUACAAGUUAUCAAGCAUUUUAGUACUUAGAAUAAGAAUACACUUGUGUGAAGUGCUUGUAUACGGAGAGGAAACAGUUUUUCAAUAUUAUAUACAAUGUAUUAUUGCAUUUUUAUACUUAAUUUCUUUUAUCUAUAUAUUUUGUUAUCUUCUGAUAUUGAUGUUAAUCAUAGUUUAUUUGUUUAUCUAAUCAUCUAUGUACUCAUUUAGUUAUUUGCUUACUUACAUACCUGUAUACACCUACAUGUUGUAGUUGUCGGCUUUUUGUCAAGUUCUAAUGUUUCAUAUAAGAAGAGACUGUUUGUAUUUGUGUGUAAUGUAAUUUUUCAACAUUAGCGAUAUACUGCCUAAAGGUGAAGAUAUAUAACGACAAUAGUAAUAAUAGUAAUAAUAAUAAUAAUAAUA
Messenger RNA from Schistosoma intercalatum, 1465 nucleotides. NCBI's taxonomy places the organism in Eukaryota, Metazoa, Platyhelminthes, Trematoda, Strigeidida, Schistosomatidae. The record is from the annotation of a GenBank genome assembly.